GAGAACUGAUAGUGCGGGAUGACGGAAAUUUCAAGCAGGGUCUUAGUUCAGAUCCAAUUGUUGGCACUUUUAGGUCUCUGAGGUCCACAGGCCGUAUGUUGCUUCAAAGAUUUAUCCUGCCUGUCUGAUUCAUAUCUAACUAAUCCCUCUUCUUCGUCCAUACGUUAUGGGCAAGGAAUAUUCUGCACAGUAUUCUCCUGUCAAUGGAGCGGAAGACGAGAAGCUUCUCCAUAGGGGUACAGAAACCAGAUCUCAUUCAAAGUCCCGCUUCCUUCAAGUAUCGCUAUGGCUCAUACAUGGUGUGCUGAUAUCUGUAACGUUACUCUUCUUCACGCUAUGGGCACGGGCACCUUCGAAGAAUGACAUACUCCUGUACUCUCCAGCAAACGAGGCUAUUGAAUACAAAGGCAUUGUGAGAUUCAACGGAAGUUGGGAUCGUCAUUCGGUAUAUCGCGGCAAUCCGUCUCCAGAUCUCGAAGUAGCUUGGAAUGGAGUAACUGCCGAUGGGCGGUUUGUAUCUAUGACGCUCGAACAACUGUUCAAAUCAGGGGAAGAACCUGCCCCAUUCAUGGCUAGGUAUCCGGAAGAGUACAGCGGAAAUUAUUUGGCGAGUGUAGAGGUCAUUCACCAGCUUCAUUGCAUAAACAUGGUUCGCCAAUCCAGCUGGGGUGAUCAUUACCUGGCAGACGAUCCUGACUUCAUCCUAUCCCCUGAUGGAUGGCGCAUUCAUCUUGAUCAUUGCGUCGAAUUUCUCAGACAGGUCAUUAUGUGCCACUCUGAUGUAACAAUAGUUACUCAUGAUUGGGUUGAUGGACUCGACGAUCCUUACCCAAACUUCAACGUUCCUCAUCAAUGUAGGGACCUCGAGAAGAUCUUGGAUUGGGUAGAUGGUCAUCGUGUUUACAUCCCUCAAUCGAAGUUGAUCCGCCAAGAGGAUAACGUCGACCUUCCUUCCCCCCCUUAAUUGUAUUCUCGACCCAUAGAGAACACACAGGGGGCACGAUAUCGCAUCACGAAUGUAACUAUAAAGUCGUAUAACUUUGCUAUGAGCCGAGUUCCAUGGACCAUAGUGCUUAUAGGCUGCCGCACAAUAAGCUCCCUUCGAACUGUCCUCCUUAGAGCACGUCUCUCCAUAGGACAUAAAAUUGGAAAAAAAAAGCUCCCUUCGAAUUCGAUAUGUCCAAGACAGUCACGACUUCUGCUGAACAAGGUAGUUCUGUGACCACCGGAAGAACUUUUGACAGCGGCUGUAGUUAAUAUCUCUCUCCCGAUAGGCACAAAUCGGAUUUAAAAAAAGGUAU
Molecule: messenger RNA, 1301 nt
Organism: Suillus subaureus
Lineage: Eukaryota; Fungi; Basidiomycota; Agaricomycetes; Boletales; Suillaceae
Exons: 5
Coding region: 167-964 (265 amino acids)
Biological process (GO): mycotoxin biosynthetic process
Source: RefSeq, a predicted model, not a curated record